Molecule: messenger RNA, 146 nt
Organism: Cetraspora pellucida
Lineage: Eukaryota; Fungi; Glomeromycota; Glomeromycetes; Diversisporales; Gigasporaceae
Source: the annotation of a GenBank genome assembly
GUAAAAGCUUCAUUAAAUCCAUUAUUAUCAUUUAUGAAUACAGAAAUAUGGCUUAAAGCAUCUGAUAAUACAAAUGUAGCAAAGGCAAGUCAUGCUAAUAUCAAUCAUGAUGGCAAAGCUCUUUCUUUAGAAAAUGUGAUUCUUAA